Molecule: messenger RNA, 1152 nt
Organism: Besnoitia besnoiti
Lineage: Eukaryota; Apicomplexa; Conoidasida; Eucoccidiorida; Sarcocystidae
Exons: 2
Coding region: 1-1152 (383 amino acids)
Source: RefSeq, a predicted model, not a curated record
AUGGCGGCGGGCGACGAGGAGAAGGAGGCAUUUGUCGGUGCUGCUGUGCCUGCUGAAACAAGCGCCGAAAAUUCGAUCUCGGAGCACUCAGAAAUGCCCUCCUUUUUCUGUAAAGUUAUCGCCUCUCCAGAUGUAGAUACUCCGCGGAGUCUCUCCGCACUCGACGACCUGCUAGCUGCGAAACCCGACAGAGCCGCGUUGUUGGCGCAUCUGUGUCGGCACGCGCAGCAGAAGGCCGUCCUCUCUCACCAGGCGCCGCACGCGGUCUACGGCGCGGGCCUUCUGUCGAACUCGCUGCCUCACCAGCGGCGCUUCUUCGCGGUGCAUCAGCCGCUGCCGCCUCUCACGCUUCUCCCCGAGCCUUACCGGUACCAGACGUUCACGUUGAACCGACUGCUGGAGGCUGACUCCUCCCUGUCGCUCCCGGCCGACGGCGCGCUCCGCGCCUCCUCGAACGCCUUCUUCGCCGACUUGCUCGCCCCCUCGUCUGCCAAAGGCUCUUCGAGUGAAGCGAAGAAAGCUGCAGGGUCCCUCGCGGCGUUUCUGCUCUCUGGGCCGCCCGCGCCGGCGGUCUUCCUGCACCGCUUUCGGCAAGUCGACCGCACGCUCGCCUCGCGCGCGCUCCCGGCGCCCCCCGGCGACAACCACAAGGCGGUGUCUGCCGCCGCCUCGCUGCCGUCAUCCGCGUCCUCCUCCGUCUCCGCGCUCAGUCAACCCCCGUCGACGACCGCGAACGCCGUGGCGCCGGCCUUCGCCUACUUCGGCGGCGGCGCCCGCAUCCUGCCGCGCGGCGCGUGCGCCGUGGUCGCGCCUGGCGCGGUCGCCGGCGCCGCCUUUCCGCAGGCGCCCUUCGCGCACGCGCCGCCGAGCGGCCUCGGGGGUCUGCAUCCGCUGGCGCUCGGCGAAGAUGGGGCGAGGGCGUUCGCCGCCGCCGCGGUCGCCCGCCCCGGCUCGAGGGUCGGGAGUGCAUGCAGCAGCCAAGUCAGCUCCGCCUCGCGGCAGAAGCGGCCGAUGAGUUACCUCGGCGGCGGAGCGGCGCCGCCCCCCGGCGCGCGGCACGGCCUCGUCGGAGAGGACGAGGAGAGGAAGAAGAAGCGCAAGGAGGAAAAAAAAGCGAGAAAAGAGAAGAAGAAACGAAAAACUGAGGCCUGA